GUAAUGAGGGGGAUGCAAACUGUUUUGUAUGAAAACGUAAUUUAGAUGUAAAGGAAUAACCAAAGACAGCCAAGCUGAACAGAAGUCAUUAAGUGCUAAACACCAAAACAGGGAAUACUCCAGGACCAAGGCAGGGAACCUGUGCAAUAGAGUGGUAAGGGGAUGACGUCAUUUCGUAGCACCAAAACCCGGAAACGAGUUAGCAUUUUAGCCCUUCCUUGGUAUAAGUGAGAGAAUUUAGUAAUCUAUAGUACGAAUAACUAGUAUAUAGCUAUUUAUCUCUUUAUUUUCUUUUAUUUAUGCAGUAUUGUUUUGGCAUUAUUAUUAUUAUUAUUAGUGUUUUUUCUAUUUAUUUUUAUUAUUAUUAUUUUAUUUUUAUUUUUUUAAUUACUAUUAUUAUUAUUUAUUUAAUUAUUUCCCCCCCUGCCAAGCUACUGCCCACACUCCAGUCCAGUAGGUGGCGGUAAUGCACCUUUAGUGGUUUAGUGCUCACAAGUUACUAAAUGGGACUACAGACGUAGUCAGGGACAUUAAACGUCAUCAAGCCGAACAGGACAAAACUUUGCAGAUAAACUGGUUCAGCUAUGCUGUGCACAAUCCCUCCAAAAACGUGGAUGAAUAUUCAUCUGUAUUAUGGAAAAUGUUUUUAAAUCAAGUUUGGAAAAGUUGUCGUAAGCUUGGUGAUGGUGACGUUCAAGUCGAGCGACCGUGGUGUAGUUCGUUUAUAGCCUUCAAUUAGCUUUUUAUUUCUGGAGAUUGUAUUUAGGCUUCAAACUUCAUAAAGGUUGUGUUCACUUUUGUCGAUCAUAGAGCUUGUGUUUUUGCGAAAAUCCCAAACCCUAUGGGAAAAUCCUAUUGGGUUUUUGUCGAGGGAACCAGUGUAAUGCUAACUUCCGGGUUCCGGUACAAAAUGACAUCAUCACUGUGCGUUUCAUGAAUAACUGGAACGAUAGGCAGCAGUUAGAGUUGGUCUUUAAGAGGACUUUUAUUUUGCUAGAUUCUGGUCACAGAGAUGUUAUUGUGGCUCACUUCCGCAAAGAGAAUGCCAGCUCAGAGAGGAUGCUGUAUAGCCUGCACUGUAUUUGUAGCUAAUGCAUAUAAGAUAAUGUCCACGAUGCUUAAAUUUGAUAUAUGAGUCUACGUGAGAUGUUUGCGUUUGAUGGGAGAUCAGUGUUAAGUUUAGUAAAAGAGUGGUUUGUUAUCUGAGUGGUCGUGGCCUUUUUCGGACCUGUUAUGCUAGCAGACUGUGGAGCAGAACCCCGGUGAUGUGGAGGAGCUCGGAUGGAGCUUGUGUGUUCAGUGCUGUUCCUGCGAGUUGAAGCGAAAACAAAGCCGUGUUGGUGUAAUAUGUCAACAACAUCAUGAACCUGAAAAAGUCCAGAAAUAUCGCAACCUCCAACGUCUCUUUAGAUGGGAUUGGAAAGCAAGACGCUGACCCGAAGAGGAAGCGGAAGAUGGCCGACAUCACACAGGCUCUGAAUGCGACACCUGUCGACGUAGGCACGCUGAGGAGGAUGGCCAUCAGUGAAGGGGGGCUCAUGACCGACGAGAUCCGCUGUAAAGUCUGGCCUCGGCUAUUGAACGUCCCUGUAGAGAACAUGCCUGAAAAACUUGAUGAAGUGAAUAGAGAGAAUAAUAAGGACUACAACCAGGUGCUCUUGGAUGUGCAGAGAUCCCUGAGACGCUUUCCUCCAGGUAUGCCUGACGAGCAGAGGAUGGGACUGCAGGAGGAGCUGAUCAACAUCAUCCUGCGCGUGCUGCAGAAAAACCCCCAGCUGCACUAUUAUCAGGGCUAUCACGACAUCGUGGUCACCUUCCUGCUUGUGCUGGGAGAACGUCUUGCCACUGCACUGGUCGAGAAACUCUCUACACACCAUCUCAGGGACUUUAUGGACCCCACCAUGGACAACACAAAACACAUCCUCAACUACCUAAUGCCGAUUAUAGAGCGAGUCAACCCGGAGGUGUACGACUUCAUGCAACAAGCCGAGGUGGGCACCAUCUUCGCCCUGAGCUGGCUCAUCACCUGGUUCGGCCAUGUGUUAUCAGAUUUCCGCCACGUAGUGCGGUUGUACGAUUUCUUCUUGGCUUGCCAUCCACUGAUGCCAAUUUAUUUCGCUGCUGUGAUUGUGCUGUAUCGGGAGGAGGAGGUGCUGGACUGUGAGUGUGACAUGGCCAUGAUGCACCACCUGCUCUCUCGGAUCCCUCAGGAUCUCCCCUACGAGACCCUGAUCAGCCGAGCCGGAGACCUUUUCGUACAGUUCCCUCCAUCCGAGCUGGCAAAGGGAGCGACUCGGGAGCGCACUCAGCAAACGGCCGCGUCCACCUUCACAGACUUUGAGCUGGUCUCGGCGCAGCAGCGGCCCGACACAGUGCUUCGCCGCAGGCGGAGAGAGCAGCAGCAGGAGCAGCAGCAGCAUGGUGGUACCGCGAACCCUCAGCGUGGCACCGUGGCCGUGAUUCGACCUGCUGCACGCCGACUUGUCAGACUGGCAGUGAUGGGCAUCACCGUGGCACUGGGGGCUGCUGCAUUGGCUGUAGUGAACUCUGCUCUGGAAUGGGCACCUAAACUCAACCUCCUGUUCCCUUAACAUGAACUGAACAGGCCUGUCUCUCUCCAAGCACUUUGAGAUGGGCUGCCUUCAUUUAUUUAUAUUUAUAUUUGUGAGGCCUAAUUAAUGUCAUGCUAAGAGAGAUUACAGUAAAGUGUUUUCCCCCAUAGGUUUAAGCUGAGGAUCUGGAAUGUAUGAUGAGUAACACACUACUGAGCCAUUCGAAGUAUUUGUGUUGUUCGAGAGAAACGGUGUAAGUUUUUAUUUGAACACGUUUGCCUAAAUAUGGAGUUGAAUUGUUGAAAAGUUUGUACGUUUCCUUAUUCUGUAAUUAUUCAUUUUGUACAGUACAACUUGUACAAUGGGUUUACACUUUACUCUUUUACUAACACUUUCUG
Molecule: messenger RNA, 2950 nt
Organism: Ictalurus furcatus (blue catfish)
Lineage: Eukaryota; Metazoa; Chordata; Actinopteri; Siluriformes; Ictaluridae
Gene: tbc1d20
Product: TBC1 domain family, member 20
Exons: 8
Coding region: 1362-2591 (409 amino acids)
Biological process (GO): positive regulation of GTPase activity; endoplasmic reticulum to Golgi vesicle-mediated transport
Cellular component (GO): endoplasmic reticulum membrane
Molecular function (GO): GTPase activator activity
Source: RefSeq, a predicted model, not a curated record